Rubroshorea leprosula is the source of this 2311-nucleotide messenger RNA. The record is from the annotation of a GenBank genome assembly. Lineage: Eukaryota; Viridiplantae; Streptophyta; Magnoliopsida; Malvales; Dipterocarpaceae.
GGGGACUUGGCAAGACAAUUCAGACAAUAGCAUUUCUUGCUGCAGUAUUUGAAAAAGAUGGUGAAUAUGGUCGCUCCAUAAUGUUGAAGGAAAAACAACUUGACAAGAAGGGCCCUGUAUUAAUUGUCUGCCCUUCUUCUGUCAUCCACAAUUGGGAGUGUGAAUUCUCUAUAUGGUCAAGCUUUAUUGUUUCUAUUUACCAUGGUUCAAAUCGUGAUCUGAUUUUUGAGAAGCUACAAGGCAAUGGAGUUGAGGUACUUAUUACCAGUUUUGACACAUUCAGAAUUCAUGGGAACAUUUUGUCAGAUGUCAAAUGGGAGAUUGUGAUUGUUGAUGAGGCACACCGUCUAAAGAAUGAAAAGUCAAAACUCUAUACAGCAUUUUUGGAUAUUAAGACUCGUAAACGUGUUGGUCUCACAGGAACUGUUAUGCAGAACAAAAUCAUGGAACUGUUCAACCUCUUUGACUGGGUUGCUCCUGGAUCCUUAGGAACACGUGAACAUUUUCGUGAGUUUUAUGAUGAACCCCUCAAGCAAGGCCAGAGGUCAACUGCUCCCGAAAGAUUUGUGCAGGUUGCUGGUAAACGGAAACAGCACCUUGUAUCAAUUCUUCGUAAAUAUAUGCUGAGAAGGACAAAAGAGGAGACUAUUGGGCAUCUUAUGAUGGGAAAAGAAGAUAAUGUUGUAUUUUGUGCAAUGGGUGAAUUGCAAAAACGGGUGUAUAGGAGAGUGUUGCAGCUGCCAGAUGUCCAAUGUCUUAUAAACAAGGACAUUCCUUGUAGCUGUGGAAGCCCUCUUACCCAAGUGGAAUGUUGUAACAGGAUCGUACCAAAUGGGAUUAUCUGGCCAUACCUUCACAGGGAUAACCCAGAUGGUUGUGAUUCAUGCCCAUUCUGUCUUGUCCUUCCUUGCCUUGUCAAGCUCCAACAGAUAAGCAAUCACCUGGAGCUUAUUAAACCUAAUCCUAGGGAUGAACCAGAUAAGCAAAGAAAAGACAUAGAGUUUGCCUCAGCUGUGUUUGGUCCUGAUGUUGAUUUGGUGGGAGGGAGUACCCAGACUGAGAGUUUUAUGGGCUUGAGUGAUGCUAAACAUUGUGGCAAAAUGCGGGCCCUAGAAAAAUUAAUGACCUCUUGGGCUUUAAAGGGUGAUAAAAUUCUUCUUUUCAGUUACUCUGUAAGGAUGCUGGACAUAUUGGAAAAAUUCCUUAUAAGAAAAGGCUAUUGCUUCUCAAGACUUGAUGGAUCUACUCCAACCAACAUGCGCCAGUCUCUUGUUGAUGAAUUUAACUCAAGUCCAAGCAAACAGGUGUUCCUUAUAUCCACCCGAGCUGGUGGGCUUGGAUUGAACCUUGUGAGUGCAAAUCGUGUGGUGAUAUUUGAUCCAAAUUGGAAUCCAUCUCAAGAUUUACAGGCCCAAGACAGAUCAUUUCGGUUUGGGCAGAAGCGACAUGUUGUGGUUUUCCGCCUCCUUGCAGCUGGUUCUCUUGAGGAACUUGUAUAUUCUCGCCAAGUGUAUAAACAGCAGCUAUCCAACAUUGCUGUCUCUGGAAAAAUGGAAAAACGGUAUUUUGAAGGGGUUCAGGACUGCAAGGAAUUUCAAGGAGAGCUUUUUGGAAUCUGCAAUCUGUUUCGUGAUCUUUCUGAUAAACUCUUUACAAGUGAAAUUAUUGAAUUACAUGAAAAACAAGGACAAGAAGUAGACCAUUGCGGCAAUAAGCAGGAACUGACUGGAGUAACAUCUUCCUCUAGGCCCAAGACCAUGCAGCCUAGUGAAUCGGAGAGGACUGCUACUAAUGAACUAGGCCUUGAAGACUUAGGAAUCGUGUAUUUUCAUCGAAACGAAGACAUAGUCAACAGUGGACCUGGGUUUCAAGAGAAGAAGGAAGUGAACUUUGCUCCGGAUGAUGACCGAAGACCAGACACCUGCGUUGCAGGAAAAAGGCAAAAAAGGAAACCAGAUCGUGUGGAAAAUGUUCUCCCAGCCAGGGACCGCAAAAAGAUUCAGUAUGGUCUUCUAGCCGAUUUCAAGGGCAUGGAUGUGGUUGAAUUUAGCAAAUGGGUACUAUCUGCCACACCUGUGGAGAGGGAAAUAGUGCUUGAAAACUUCAAGAAGAGAAAGAAGAGAACAAUAGAGGUCAGAUAGUGUCUCCUUGUAUGACACUCAUACUCUUGAGGGAAGUGAUUUGGUGUUACAAUAUUAGAAUCAAUAUCAGAUGUACAACUCUGAUUCUUUAGAAUGACGUGCAGUAUGUUGUUUUGUGUUUUUCUUUUCCUAAUUUUCAACCAUCCAAACGCAUUCCAAUCAGAGAUAAC